Messenger RNA from Aspergillus steynii IBT 23096, 1242 nucleotides. RefSeq names its product bZIP transcription factor. The coding region runs from base 1 to 1131 and encodes 376 amino acids. The record is from RefSeq and is a predicted model, not a curated record. The transcript has a single exon. Gene Ontology annotation, biological process: regulation of DNA-templated transcription. NCBI's taxonomy places the organism in Eukaryota, Fungi, Ascomycota, Eurotiomycetes, Eurotiales, Aspergillaceae. Gene Ontology annotation, molecular function: DNA-binding transcription factor activity.
AUGGAACUACACAGACAUGAUGCUUCUCUCAUCUCGCUCGAGAGGAAACGUCUUCGCGACAGGAAGGCUCAGCGAACCAUGAAAGAGAAAAGGGAAUCUCAGAUUAGGAUUCUAGAAGAGAGGGUCGCAUUCUGCGAGAAAUAUCAUGGAGGUGACUGGAUACAUCAGUCGGGUCCACAGUCCAGUGAGAUGGAAAGUCUCCGUCGGGAAAACAGGACGUUGCACACCCGUCUAGAGUCCUUGCGCCAGAUGUUCGACUCAUGGGGUGGAGAUACUAGCUUCGAGCCGAGGGAGAGACAUAUACCAAUUCCGGGCCCUCUUACAGGCUCUAGAAGACCAACUGAGCCUUUGAUGCCGAGCAAGCCUCAACAAGAGGCCACACUUUCCGCUCCAGUGCCGCGUGAUUUUACAGACACCACCGACGGACCAGAUAUUGUGCAUCUCCCUGCUCUACACCAUCCUAUCCAUGAAUUACCUAGCGCCAUUCCCCCAUGGUAUCUAGUUCCCAUGAAUGACAACGGCCAUCUCCCGCCACGUGUACCCCCUCUGUGUCCAUGGCUCUCCCGUCCAGACUUAGUUAUUGCUUCUCCCCCUCAUCCAUCCCCAUUAGCUCUGCUUUACGGCACCCGGCGAAACUGGCUAGCCGACCAGAUCCACCGCUCAAUUCGACAGCGAGCCAUCAGAGACUCAGAGUGCCUCGCAGUGGGCUGGCUAGCAUACAACUUCAGUAAAUGGCGCGUGUCUCCAAACCCGGAGACGUUUGCGCGUCUGGCAACCUUCCAACGGCCAACACUGGCGCAGCUCCAGCACGGACAUCCUGUGGGACUCGAUCUUCUUCCCUGGCCGCAGCUGCGGUCGAAUUUGGCGCAGACCUGGCACAGGUAUGAUUAUGCCGAACUGACGGGUUAUUUGAGCUGUUGCAUGAAGGUGCGAUGGCCCUGGGGCGAGGAGAUCCUUGAACCCGACGAGGAUGAUAAUAUGCAGAUUCGUCGGAAAUUUGUCGAUGUCUUCACCUGCGAAACGGGAUUGGGCUUGACCGAUGAGUUUAUUAGCAAGUUUCCGGAGCUUUUGGAGGGGAUGGAUAUUGAAACUCUGCGGUUUGAUAUAACGCUGGAAUGUCAAGCUACUUAACUAGCAGCUAAAAUGUAGGUUAUAGAAUUGUUCUUUUUGUGUCAAUCCUGCUUGUCAUUUAGUUUCAGGAUUUAUUCAAGAGCGGGUCUUUUCUUUCUUUCUCACAAACAC